Tribolium castaneum (red flour beetle) is the source of this 2405-nucleotide messenger RNA. RefSeq names its product EF-hand domain containing 1.2 (gene Efhc1.2). NCBI's taxonomy places the organism in Eukaryota, Metazoa, Arthropoda, Insecta, Coleoptera, Tenebrionidae. Gene Ontology annotation, molecular function: alpha-tubulin binding. Gene Ontology annotation, biological process: regulation of neuron projection development; mitotic cytokinesis; mitotic spindle organization. Bases 52 to 2379 code for a protein of 775 amino acids. The record is from RefSeq and is a predicted model, not a curated record. Gene Ontology annotation, cellular component: microtubule; mitotic spindle; axoneme. The transcript has 9 exons.
CCACGAAACGUCAGUUAAGCCCAGGACCGGCUUUGAUUUAUUUACGUCUCUAUGACAACCAGUUUCCGUCAAAUUCACGACACGAUGGCUUUGCGGUGCCCCGAUUUGCCCUUUUUGCCGGGCUAUACCUUCAACCCAAUGCUGGGAAAAACCAAAUUUAAUAUGGACCCCAAAUUCGAUUUUAUCGGUGAUGGGGUCCCAGCAUUGGUCGAGAAAGUCAGACCGAAUAUGUUCGGGCCACUUUCCGAUAAAUACCCCUCUUUGUACCCCAGGGGCGAAGUUCUGGAACUCCCCUCCUGGAUCGCGUUUGACAAACAAAUCUUGUGCUUCGACGCGUUUUUUAAGGAGACGUUGCAGGAGGUACGUGGUGCCCCCUUUUCACUGCGACGGGUCAAAAUUUAUUUUUUCCUCGAAGAUGGGACGAUUCAGGUGAUUGAGCCCAAAGUUGAAAAUAGCGGGAUUGCGCAAGGGACUCUAAUUUGUCGGCACCGAAUCCGGUUUCCGGCCCCCAUGGAUGAUAAUUUUUACGAAGUUGUUGAUUUAAAUGUUGGCAAAGAGGUCGAAUUCUAUGGCCGGGUUUUUAAAAUCACCGAUUGUGAUAAAUUCACUCGGAAUUUUCUUAAUCGGUGUGGGAUUCACGUCCCGGAUUCAUUAAACAUUCCCGGGGAUCCUUUCUUGGAGUUGCGUAAUCAAGAAAAUGCCAGGAUUAAAAAACGAGGGAAAAAGAAAGACGAUUCCCUUGGGAAGUUUCUGGAAAAUGACCGGAAAGUGUUACGUUUUUAUGGCUAUUGGGACGAUCAGGAGACAGUCUUUGGGUAUUUGCACCGUCUGGAAAUUUUAUAUUACCUAGCAGACGAUACGAUUGAAAUCCGGGAAGUUUCGACCGAGGAUUGUAACAAGAAAACCACUUUUAUUUUUUUGCAUAGAGACAAAAUUCCUAAAACUUACAAAGAACUGCCAAUGCCGGGCGCCAACUGCGCUAGCACCGUUUUAAAUGUUUUAGGGCCGGGGUUGCAAGGGGGGCGCUUUAUCAAAGACCCCUUGUCGUGUGGGGUCGAGGUCACGGAGUACUACUGCGAAAAGGAUCUGUUUAUUGGAAGUGUGAUUAAUUGUUACGGGAGGAAGUUGGUACUCACUGACUGUGACCCCUAUACCCGGGAGUACUACAGAAGUAUGUACGGUUUGAACAGUUUAGACGCCAUAGCUUUCCCUGAGGACAAGCACGCGGGGGUUAAAGUCGAGCAAAAGGAGCGCGAGUUGCCCCCUUGGAACGGCUACGGUUCUUAUGAGGACUCGGCCCAGAAUUGUAUCACAGUGGAGCCCAAGGCGCCCCAUCGAGACUUCAAAAAAUUCCUCAACUUGGAUCGAAUCGGGAUCGACAGUCACAUUUUACGAUUCGAGGCCCGAAUGUUGUCGAAAAUACCCGAGAACUGUACUCGGCAUUUUGUCAUAAGUUACUACUUGGCUGACGACACGAUUGCUGUGUUUGAGCGCGGGAUUAGAAAUUCGGGUUUUGAUACGAAGGAGUUCUUCGCGCGGAGGUCCGUCGCUCUACCCAAUCAAGGGGUCUAUACAAGUAAACCGCCAAUCACGUACAAGUCCCAAGACAUGUAUGUGGGGGCUACUUUGAUUAUUAACAGUUUUAAAUUCGUACUGAUAGACGCAGACGAGUAUGCGCUCAGAUAUAUGGAAAUUCACGAUCAUCAGUACCCGAAAGCGAACAUUAAAGUUAUAAUGGGGAAAAUUCGCGAAAAGCUGAGACCGACUUACAAGGAUUUUGUUGCGGAAAAUAUGCCGAAAGAGAGUACAACCAUUCCUUAUGAUACUCUCAAGGCAAAAUUAUUGGGGAUUUUGGGCGACGAUUUCACCGAACAUGAAAUGAUCACAAUCGCUCGGGCUUUUCCCGGCGAUGUCGACUUAACCGAAAAGUAUGAUCGUGAAAAAAUAAGGGCAAUCACUCUGACGGAAUUAAAGCGGGGGCUUUGGGACGAUUUGGCCCGAUUGAGGGAAUAUUUCUUGAUGAGAGACCCCCACAAAUCCGGGGUUUUACCCAGAAAUGAGUGCUACAUUGUAUUACGGGCCUGCAGACUGCCUUUGGAGAAAGAACUCGUCGACAAAAUUUUGCAAGUAAUACAGAAAGAUAACGAAGGUAAUCUCUGCUACGAGGAUAUUUUGAAUUUCGUCAAUCGGGAUAUUUGUAAAUUACCAGACGUUGAACCCAUUAGUUUGAAACAUGAGUUGAGUUGCAUCAAAGUGAUCGAGUACGAAAAGUAUAAGUUGAUCAACUGGUGCGAAUUCAACAAAUUUUUGGACUUGGAAGACACUUUCAAGGAGCAACCAGUGAAUAACACGAUUGAGCGACUCCAAAAAAAUAAAUAAAUAAAACACUGCCCUUGUGAAACUUU